AUGAGGAUCGUCAUUUUAAUCGCCAUCAUUUUGCUUAUCAUACAAUCUGAUACUGUGGCCAGCAAACGCAACCAUGAGCAAAAACGCAACGAAAAAAACUCGAAAACAGUUGAAAAUCAGGAGCAACGAGAUAUGUCGUUGUUAUACGGUGCUAUGAAAGAUUUUGAGAAAUCUAGCCAUACAAAGGACGUUCCUUUUAAACGUGGCGAAACUGAUACCCCAACUACAAAGACUAUGUCAAGAAAAAGUAACAAAUUUGUGAUACACCGAAUGCGGGCUAGGAAUAUGUACAAAGAAGGUCGGAAAAAAGUGUCUGAUCAUGGAAAGACUAAAGAAGAUGCUAAAACCCAUAGCAGAGUAAUGCCCAAUCACCAUUCAGAGAUGAGAGCGCCUUCUAUUGUUGGACAUGGUCUGAAUUUAACAGCUUCCCCAAACGGUAAAGACCUUUCAGUGAGAAGUCACAGAGACAAAAUAUCCUCAGCUUUCAAAAGGUAUAAGGUUCCAAGAAAACACCACAGACAUACAAGGAAAAGGACAAAGGUGGAAGAAGCUAUGACCAAAGAAAGACAAAAUAUUGCCAAGACAAUCGAGUCUUUGGAUGACUUUCCAGGGUCUUUUUCCAAGGGACUUGACUUGGAUGGGAUGGACGUGACUGAAGUUACUAUGAUUGACAACAACACUCUCUCAGACUACUUUCAUGCUUUAAACGACAAUUCAAGUCAAAACACCGCCAAUAACAAUGGCAAUGAAGACUCAAUAUACACACCUACGUCACCCUCGACGCCGACUUCCAAGUAUUCAUGGGAUGACAAUUCGCCUUCAUACACGGAGGACAGCAGCAGUGACAGCAACAGGGGUAACGAUGAUUUCUACGAUGCUAUUGAAAAUGGUGACAAUCCACCUACGAUUAAAACGAAGAAGGCUCGACCUACAAAAUCGCAUUCUCAAAAGUACAUUAGUAGAUCAAGCACAGCUGCCAUAUCUCCUUCACAGACUUCAAGCGCAAGCACACAGUUUCGACAGCCUCCUAUUUCUCGGGAACCUUCUCAAGAGGAUUUUGACAACUUUUUUCGAGGAAUGCUUGAUCACUUUGGCCACCUAAGAAGGCCCAAUGAAACGGUGAAGCAGGCAAACACAGUUGAAGUAAAUUCUCAAGACACGCAUGACAACCAAAAAAAUGUAACAGCUAUCGUAGACGGACAUGAUGGACUUAGUAAAGCAAACGUAAAAAAACUGGUUUCGCUUGGAAGCCCAGAAAAAGAAAAGUGGAGUCCACUGCAGUUUUGAAUACUCCGUUUUCCGAAACUAAAGACGUUGGGACGGAUAAACAAGGAGCAGGGGUGGCAUCGUUUCGUCCAACAUCGAAUUACGGAGUGGAAAGACCUUCCGGCGAAAGUAUGAAUUCAUCAAGUAAACUUUCAUCAUCACAGCAGAGUCCCCCAAGUCCCCCAGCAAAUUUCGAAAGUCUACUUACAAACUCACACAAACCAACCCAGCAGCAGACAGCAAAAGUUACUCCUACCGUUGGGAGACCGCAAGACGCUCUUUCAUUACCAUCACCUUCUGUAGGAACACGUAUCAUGGGAGGAAAGAUAUCCGGUGGUCAAAUAUCCGGUGGUUUAAUAGAAGGGGGACAUAUCAAAGCCGGAUUAAUAGAAGGUGGUAUCAUCAAAGGGGGACAGGUUGUUGGUGGCCAAAUAACCAACGGAACCAUGGAAGGUGGAGUGGUUGUGAAUGGGAAAAUGUUGGGUGGACACUUGGUUGAUGGGCGACUUGAAGGAGGGCAGUUACUCGGUGGAAAUGUUUUCGGUGGGAAAAUAAUGGGAGGGAGCGUAGAAGGGGGAGACAUGAAAGGCGGAGUGGUGGCAGGUGGAAGAUUUCGAGGGGGAAGCAUGCAAGGUGGACUGCUUAAUGGAGGUGAAAUUCAAGGAGGGACAGUGAAAGGCGGCAAAGUCGAAGGUGGCAUUGUGCACGCAGGUAACAUAGAGGGGGGUGAAUUAAAAUUUGGAGAUAUAUCAGGUGGCACUCUCAAAUCGGGUGCGAUGCUUGGCGGGGUGCUAAAGAACGGCAGCAUAGACGGAGGAACGCUUAAGGGCGGAGUAAUUGAAGGGGGGAUUUUAAAAGGCGGGGUUAUGGAAGGUGGACAUCUAAAGGGAGGGCUUGUUCUAGCAGGUAAAAUUAAGGGUGGGACUAUUGAAGGAGGGGUGAUAGAGGGGGGUGAAAUUGGAGAUGGGGUUUUAAUUACGGGGGGUAAGAUAAAUGCUACGAUCAUAGGGACAGGAAGUUCUAUGGAAAUGAACCGGAAGCUUGGUGAGUUGUUUAAACAAGGGGAGAAUUCGCAGAAGUUAGAGCUCAAAGUUCACCAGCAAAGAUAUCACCAUGGGAUUCACAAGGUUCAGACCGCAGCAGAAUUCAUGUCAGACUCGCUCCCAAGUCCAAAAGUGCCUACUCCAACAACACAUCAGUACAACACUGGCUUGAAAGGAAUAAGUUCAAAUUUGAACGUUAAGAUUCCUUUGCGGGAAGGAGUUCUUAAAAUGCUUCCGAAACAACACGAAUCUUCGGAUGACGACGAUUUAGAAAAGUUAUUGAAUGAGAGGAAAGCUAAAAAUGAAAAUAACCUUGAGGCAGAACAGUCUUCUCAGCGGUUCUUUGAAGAAAAGGUACCAGAUCGAGUCACACAAAUCCAAAAGAAAAGUAGUAAGCACCACAUCGUUUUUGAUGGUGUUGGGUUUGAUCUUCCUAACGAAGAUUUCAUUGAUCUCAUCGAUAAAAUAAAGAGUAAGGACCUCAUUAAAUUCUAUAAAACGCCAGAUACGAAGGAAAAGUCAAAUUUAGAACAAAGAUUGGAACCAACACAUUCUGCAUCUUCGCCGAUAAAGACUAUUGAGCACAUUAAACCCGAAGAUCUGGAGAUGAAACUCAGUUUCCCUACAAAAGCCAGAUCUAGUGUUACCCACUCGGAUAAAGAGUCCGAUGACGUGGAGAAGACACCUUUACACAAACUAUACGGAAAAGAAGGGGCGCUGGGUUGGAACCCAAAGGACCGUGAGAGACGUAAGUUGCUUAUUACAAGAUCCUUAUUACAAAACUGAUAAAUUCUCAAUGCUUGCAUUCUUGGAUUUAACACUUUAUGAUGAAGUGGGCGCCAUAAGAUAUUGCCCGGUAGGGUGACAAUAAAAGUACAUUAAAGGAUCGGCCAAUUAUUCCCCUGAGUGAUUUGUUUCAUUGUUCCUCCUUAAGACCCUCAUUACAUAAAGUGUGUUUCUGUAUAUUAUUUUGUUCGCCUUUAAUAAGCUUGGAGCGAGCUUAAUAGUUUGUGUAAUGUGAUACGUGUAAUUCUACUUGCAUACAAUAACUUAUAUUGAUUUUAAGAAUUAUUCCACCAGCGCAUGAUAUAUUUGAAAUUAAACAACGGUGCGAUGCAAUUUAUUAACUGAUCAGAAUGAUCAAGGAAAGGAUUUAAGGAAAGAUUUGUCUCCAGUAUCGGCCAAAAAACCGUGGAACUGAAUUAUACAUUGAUUUAGUUUUUACCUCAUCAUAUACCACACAGACGAAUAGUGUUUUACACCCGCUCUGGUUGGCUAAUUCCGAUGUACAUGGCAAACCAGUGCUUGAGAAGGCGCAAAGAGCUGGUGUUGCCCAUUUGUACGUAAUUGUAGGGAAAAUAGUAAAUGCUGGUCCCGCUGGCUAAUUACUAAAUUAAAUAUAUAACUUAUCUUAUAAUAAGAUACGUGAGAUACAUAAUUAUUCACUUCCUUGCUGGUGAUAGGUAUGAAAAAUUACCUAAAAGAUUUCAUAAGGAAAUAUUCACCCGGCUUUUCACCUUCGACAAAAAAUAAAGCGGGACAACUGAUAACAAAAGGUUCAUUCGGACCACAGUUAAAAUAAGGUAUAACUAAAUAACACCAACUUAUAAGCGUGUUGUUCUUUGACGAUUUUAAUUUCCAGUACGGCCAACUUAUCACUGGUCUUUAAACAAACGCAUUAAAGAUCGGAUUCCGGGAAGUCCUGGGCCCGCUAUACGAACCCACGGAGAAAUGAAAGCUAUUCGAGGAGGACUGCAUCUUAACGGUAACAAUUCAUGGCUGGGAGCUGGUGACUUCUCAGGAGGCUGCAUAAGCGGUAUGGUAGCAUUCCGGCUGUUGUAACUGUUGCUUUUCUUGUCGUAACUUAAGGGUAGAAACAAAGGACCUGCGGGUUCUGGAGGUUUAUUGGGAGUAAGAGAUCGGAAACUCCUGGAGCGCCAAUGGAGCCAUGUUUUCCAAAGGUGCUGGAACGUUUCCUCAGAGAAUUUUUGGCCGUUUCAGGGAACUAUUAUCUCAGCUAAAAAUUUUGAUAUCUUCAGAAGCCUUUCGUUCUUUAAAAAGAUAGUCAGGACAAGUGCAAUUUUCAAGGAAGCAAUUAGCAUGCCGACAUUUUAAAACUUUUUUCUUGGACGUAAAGGAACCAAAAACAGCAGUUCAGUCCACUGCCGGACAAGUGCUGGGCAAAGGUCUAAUUGGGGUUCCAACACGUUCUUCUAAAUUUUCAGCUCCUAGACUGAAUCCGCUAGAGAUCACUGACUACAACUUAUAUAAACACCUAUCUGAUUAUAAGAACUUAAUUUGUAGAUCCAGAUACAUGCGAAGAUGGCUUGUCGUUUGAGAUGACCUUUCGUUUAGACAAAGAUGCAUUAAAGUAUAACGACAUGAAAUACCUCGUCGAUUCCGGAGCAUCGACAUUCAACUCUAAAGGAUUCAGUCUCUACACCGUUCACGGAAAUCUGAGAGCUGAUUUAGCUAUUGCAGAUCAUGAGUUUUGUUUGCAAAUCCCGUUAACAGUCCAAAAAUGGCAGGACAUUCUUGUCACUUGGAAGAAAAGCGAAGGUAAGGGCUAUUGCAUUACAUUGACAUUUGCGGCUCCGUGGAAAUAACUCGGCCGAUUGGUGCAUGAGCAAGAAAAAGCAAAACGUUCUGAUCCCGUAAACCUGAAGUCUAAAGUCUUAAAAAUAUCAAAACGCACCUUCUCUAAAUAUUUCUUGAGGUAAUAAAGGAAGGAUAUGUUAUUAUUGUGGUUUUCAGGAAUGAAGAUGUACAUAAACUGUGAACUGAAGGCACAUACCGAGGGAAGUGAGCACUGUAUAGGCUGUCACUCUAGAGGCUGCCACAUGACAGAUAUCAACACCCUACUGAUGAUUGGAAGGCCGAAUUACAGCCCGCACUUUCACUGCACUAAGUUUGACAGUGGUGACGUCUCCUUCUGGGAGAAGUACUUGUCGGCUAAAGAUGUGGAAACACUAUGUGGAGCACCCACAGGUAAGGGUUGAUUUAGAUGUCAAAUUCCAAGUCAUUUUUAAGGCAACAGAGAAACCACCGGAGCCUUCACUCUUAGUGUUAAAAACAGGACACGGCGAGUAAACUUUUCUUGAAGUAAUAAGUAAGCCUCAAAUUUGUGACCAAAAUUUAGUCUAGUAAGUAAACCGUGGGGGAGGGGGAGCUGUGCGUGACGACUCCUUUAAUGCCCAAGUCCGCCUAUAGAAGCUAUUUCAGUACGUUUCGGCUAAAUAGUGCUAGUAUGCAAAAUAAUGUGUGAUUUGGUUAUUAGGUUAGGAACUAGAGAUUAUGCUAAAUAGCAAGUUAAUUGGUCAAAAUCCACUCAAUUACUGAGCUUUUGUCACGUUGUUUUGCAUACAGAGAAUAGAAUAGAGAAUAGAAUAGUAAACUUUAUUAAUGUGUCGGAGCUGUGUAGCUUGGGAACAACCCCAUACUAAAAAAAUUUCUAAAAUAUGCCGCUUGUGGAGUCCUGCUUUCAACUUACAGCCAUGUUAAAACUACUUUAUUUCGGCUGUUUUCUUUGUUUGCCACCGCGUUAAUUGGCAAAUAUGACCUAGCCAUAAAACAACAAAUCAUUGCACGGUUGCACGUUAAUCGAUACCCGAUAUUCUAAACGCAUGACGGAUGUAAAAAUGAUAGACUGCAUGGCAAAUUUUAUUGUGAAAUUAAAAACUGACACCAAAUCUCUCUAAAACAUUAAAUAUGGUGUAUUUCUAAGGAAAAUACUUUAAUGGGAAAAAAAACUUAAUACACGUAUCAUCGGCAAUAUGUGGGAACAGACAGAAGUUAAACGUGAAAGAAAAAUUAAUUAUCGUUCAUUUUAAUUUCACACCCUAUAUACUUUAGUCACAGGGUUAAGCUUUGCCGAGUCGUUCAUAUGAGCUACUCUGAUUCGCUCGGGAAGGAAAGAAAAUCAUUUAUUAAGUGUGACUUUUCCGUAGGCUAUGACCCAGUGUUCUUUUCAUUGAGUGCAUUAUUUGUUUUUCACUAUUGUUCACUUAACGAAACUUCCGGUGGUAUAUUCUUCAUUUUUGUAAAAACAAAACAAAACCCGCGCAGAAGGCGGAAUCGAACCGCUCCGACGCUAAUCGGCUACAGGUUUGAAGCCUGCACCCCACACCAGUGAGGCUCAUCCGCGCAAUGAUAUAGUAGGGAACUCUUGAGUAUUUAUUAGAUUAUUAUUGUGCAUUCUCGCUCAUGUGGUGCGUUAGUCAGUCACACUUUCUUUUUUCUUUCUUUCGAAAGCAAUUUGUCUCAGAGAGAGUGUUAAACAUGCAGUUUUAUGUUUUACAUGUUGCUGUGAGCAGUCAGAACAAAUAAAAUAAUAAUUUUGUCUAUAAGCAAUAACAUCUCUUUCGAAACGAUAUGCUAUGCCAUAGGCGCAUGCGUAAUAAGUGUUUCGAUUUUUAGUUGUCUACUAUGUUGCUCUUCCCUGAUGUUUCUGAAUGUUACCCGUUGCAAAAAGGAUAACCCCUUUCUGCCAAAGCCAAAAUUUUCAUUAAAAAUAUUUUCAUUGCUAAAUAUUGUGAGUCAAUCCUUUAAAGGAAUUUCAAAAGCGUUGACCGUAGAUUUUAGAGUAGGGUGACUGAGAAUGUCGGCUUAAGAAAGCAUUCUGCGUGAGAUACAGUAAUUAAAUAUAAAAGCCUUGAGUGCUACGUUAAACUAAGGUGCUACCUAAUUAAUUCAUCUUCUCGUCAUGGUGAACAUUUCAGCCAUGUGCCGGUUAAUCUAUAUUUCUACUUAAUCAUUUUGUAGGUGAAAAGGAAGCGUUCAGUGAAUCGAUAUAUCUGCCCACUCCCACUAUUCUCCCGGAGGUCAGUCAACGGAAAUUUUUUUCACCAACUGUCAAUCAAGCAGCAGUUCACGCUUACCCACUUCAAAGUUAUAUAGCAAAUCAGCUGUAUUUUAAUCGUUAUACAGGUAAGGGUGCAGAGCCGCUUUCUUCAGUUACAAGUUCUCUUUCGAGGCACUUCGAAAGUAAUAAUCCACAUGCUUUAUUUCCUGGUGUCUCAAAAGUGCGUAAAAAACAAGACAGAAAUAGUCUCGCUUUAGAACACACCAAAGGGCGUUGGGAAAAAGUUUCCUCGAGGCAACUGACGUUGCCUAUUUCAUCUAUAGUCAGGGGUGUGGUAAUGCCUUCUACAAUUAUAACAGCAUCAACUAUUUCAAAAUCGCACGAUAGCCCUAGAUUGGCCGGCAUUGCCCGUUCCAACUCUUUUCUACUUCAUAAGCUUUUCCCUUACUAUGCAAAGCAGGCUUCACAAACUGAGACUAGUCAAAGUACAAAAGGGCAACAGGAUAGAUUAACCCAAUCAAGAGCAGAUUUUAGUUUCCCCUUUAACGUUGCGUUUCAGUCUAAGCCCUCUUUGCAAAGCACACCGGUUCUAAAAAAUACAGUAACACCAUACAUUAACUAUAAAACCAUAAGUAGUCGAUAUGAGAAUCAAAACAUCAUAGCCUCUAGUUCACCAAAUGGCUAUAAUGAUGCUAGCAUCGUUCCUUACAAAAAUGCCAGGUUAAGUCAGACUGCAAAUGGGUUAAUGCAAGCUUCUUUUGACCCAUAUUCACACCUAACAAAUCGAGUAACAGCAGCUUCUACUAAUAUCUUAUCAUCGCCUAAUACGCAUGAGCCCGCUCUAUCGACAGAACGAGUAGGCGAUAUCGCUGGUGUUUCGAAACAAUUCUACACCCGGCUGUUGCCGUGGGGAAACGAACGUAGAAAGGUCCCAACUGCAGACAAAAUUGUGACUGAGGGGGAACUAAAAGAAAAGGGGUUGCUGGCACAUAUUUUGUCACGUGAUCAUAUCAAUUAUAGCACGCGUGUUAUAUCGAAAAAGAGUAACCGUAGCCACUAAACGAUAGGGAAAUACAGUGGCGAGUGUCUCUACCUAAAAUAGGACUCAGUUCAGGAAAGUAAGAACCUAGAUUUGUCUGCUUGCAGUAUAAAACCGCAUCGAAGAUGAAGCAAGAGAUUUGAUUCACUGAAAACAGACAGCAUCGUGUGAACGUAAAAAAAAAUAUUAGCACAAUGUGAAUUUCCGCAUUACAAUUUAGUACCCUUUCUAAUCAGUAUUGUUGGAAGACUUAACCAGUCCAUCUCUUUAUUCUUUUUUUAACUAACUAACACAUUAUCUAGCCGAAAGGGUUUUCUCUUGCUAAUUCUUUGAAAGGUUCACAAUUAAGACAAGUCAAACGCAAAUAAUAAUCUAAGUAUCAUAGGCUUUAGACAAAGCGUUCUUGUUGUUACUCCUAAUCAGUAGAAAUAGCGGACUAAUUUCCCAAAGACAUACACUGAAACUAGCUGAGUAUUAGAUACUUGUAAUCAGGAUUCAAGGACUAAAACGAACAAGCAAUUUACUACCAAGAAUCUGCCAAUAACAUUUACUGCACUAGAAGGAGAAUGAGGCAAGAUUAUUCCACUAACAACAGUAACCUAACCAUCUCUGUAGCUCUCGUCGUCACUCGCCUCUGAUCCAUCUUAUGAGUUUUUCCAUGCGUUUUAGUCAGUUUUUAAACCAUACUUAACUCAGUUACCACUGCAGUUGUUCGACGUGAGAAAAAUGCAGUACAUACGUUUGGCGGGUCCUUGGAAAGAUCUUCCGAUUUGGAGCAGAUUUUGCCGGUUGCUAACAUUGUGACCUAUUCUUUUAAAUCUAUUACCAUUAUGGAUGUGACUGGAAACUAUUGUGAGUUUACACUAAAGCAUGUAUUCUAAGAAUAAAAGGAUAUUUCACGUUUUCUAGACGUUGAUUACUGGAGCGGUAAAAUCCUUCCCUGCGAUGCGUGUUGCGCUUGACAAUGCCUCAAUUUGCAUCCGUUCUAAGGAGCCGUCCCUUCUGUCUGUCGUACUGCAACCCUUCCAAUUAUCGUUACCGGUAUAAUACCGUAUUUCUUGUUGUCUACAUUACAAAUAACUAAUCCCCUUUAGGCCGCAGCCAAUAAUAGGUUCGUUUGCGAGAUACCGGGCACUUGAAACGUGACCAAGAAGCGAAGCCUCAAACUGGGGAAGAGUAUAAGAUUUUGGAACCAUUGCUGGUACAACUUCAGGCAAACAAAUUUCAAGGACUUUUCAAGGAUUUUUCAAGGACAAAUUACAGUUUUUAAGGACUAAGAUAAAUCGGCAUUCUCAGCCAAGAGCGGAGAAUCCUCGCCCCCUCUUCACACCCCCCCCCCCCACCACCCCCUUUCCACCUCAAAGACAGCAACCAAGACAGGAGUCUGAUACAUAAAAUAUGAUUCUCCGACUAAAUUCCUAAACGUAGUACUCAUUACAGAUCGACAAAUGGCAUAGAUUUUAGUGUUGUAUGCUGACAACGCAUUCGUAACGAAAUAGUAAAAAGAAAAAGAUUUUGAAAUGUAACGCAAACCAAACGCAAAAAAUCAGCGCCCUGAUAGCCGGAAAAUUCGAUUUGGUAUCGCGCGAUUUUUCCACUUUCCGUUAACAACUACCAUAACACGUGAGAUAUUGUGUUUAAUGAGUCACGAGAAAAUAAAUCGCCGGGUAGACCAACACCAGUGGUAGUGUACUCUGACUCAUAAAAACAAAGCCUUCUGCACAAAGGAUAAACCAAACCUUUUUAACUAAUCACAAAGCUUGUGCUGUGAGCACGUGGUUUCACUAUCUCAUCACUGCAAACUGAAGAAGACUCUGAACAGCCUAAAGUUUAACCCUUAAAAUGAUAAGCUCUUCAGUAGCACUUUGCUGCGGUACCAUUAAUUAUAAGGUACACUGUACAAGGUACACGACGUCAGAAGCUGUUCACUGAUUUGUACCAUUCAUGGUAGCUGUAGAUUUUGAGUGUGUGUCCAUUUCAGUGGCGCUGUUUAUGAUACUGUACAAGAUGAUUUAAAUAAAGAAAUUUUACCAAUACCUUCCAAAAUUAUUUGAAGUGCUCUUAUAGUUCAACGAAAGAAUUUGAUUCGGGAUAACAUUGAACACAGCAUAGACCAAAGGCCGGAUUCUGUUAUUCUCACAUACGCAAAGGAACAUUUCUAGCAACUAAUAACAGAGUGUCAAUUCUAUCUUGUUACGUUCCCUUCUCUUCAUCUUAGUUUGUAAAUUGUAAAGGACGCGGUACUUUAGUAAAUAGAGUAGGGAGACUGAAACUGGGGUAAACAGAGAGGGAAAAGCGAUUAGAUAAACGAAAACACAACAGCCUAUCGCAUUCCGCACUUGUGGAUUCACUAUGAACUUCUUUUAUACCCACAUAGUAUGUCUGCUGAUAGAUUACGCAGGUGUUUGGCUCAGAUUGACGGGUUAAAAAAGGGCCAUUGACGUAACUGUGAGGUGCAAAUGAUGUUCUAAACCUAAAAAUUUCAAUGCAGGACUCGCCACUAGGACCACUAACGUGGACCAUCAGCUGUUCACAUCGUGGAGUGCUUGGAGCGCAUGCUCAAAGACAUGUAGUGCUGGAUUCCGUACUCGCACGCGCUCUUGUAUCAACCCGAACCUCUUUCCAAAUCUGUGUCAUGGUCUUUCCAUACAACACCGAUCGUGUCUUGAUCGGUUGUGUACAGGUAGGGAACGCAGUUCAAAUUACGGUUGAUAAAAAGACCUGAUCUUAUUUCUAUCCAGAGUAAGCGGCACCCGCGUUAUCAAAGGAAAGGAGAGGAAAAAAUUCAUCUGUUUCUGUCUUUACGGACAGACGAACGCAGACCCAAGAGACGAAACGUAAACGCAGACCCUCUGAACAACUGAUAAAUGUUAAUACUUAGACGUAAUAGAUAAAGGAACUGGCACAAAUAGAGGAUGUCAAGCAAUAUCAGAAUAGAGGUGGCCGGAAAGACAUGAUAUAGGCACGAUUACAAGAACAUCGUCCUGGUUUUCCGAAACGACGGCUGGAUUGAAAAUAACGAACGAAAGAGAAUGGAAGGAAAGCGGAGUGUUUGACGAGCAUUUGCCGCGUCUAAGCGGAUGCAAGAGAAAACGCAAAAAUAGAAAAGGAGGAGAGAGAAGAAGGAGAAAAAACAUCAUAACGAACGUAAAAGGAAUAUGCCAAAUAAAGAAAUACAAUUAAUUAAAUGAAUGAAGUUAAAAGGAAGGGUCGACAUGUGAAAUUGGGUUGUUUCUGCUUUUGCAGUUCAUUCGUGCGAAUUCAUAGACGUUCAAACUAGAUUUUCCAGCAGCUGUAGACUCCUAAGUUAUUGUUAUUCUUUCUGCUAUAUUUCAGCAUAUACUUCGAUGUUAUCAGUCCUUUCCCCACAACGCAGCAGAUUUUUCCCUUUGGAGCAGGCCGCGAAAUCUUACACAGGUAUUCAUUCAAGUAAAGACAACUUUUGGUAUUUAUAUCACCGGCUUCUGUUUAACUAUUUUUACACAGAUACCGGUAUCGGCAGUCAGUAUUAACAAAGCACUUUACGUCUCUAUUAGUUGUAAAUUAAUUUAAAAAGGUAAAUGGGGAAAUGAAAAGCAACUGCAGUGAUACUCAAAGAAACAUAUAUUUCUCUUUAUAGGCAGCUUUCACUAUGCGGCUGCGAACAUUGGAAAGGAGAAUGCUCUUGCUCGAGCCAUGGCUGUAGGUAAGAGAAUAUAUGGAAACUUAAUUAUUUCCAUUACUAGUAUUUGAAGUUUUAUGCUACCUCGCGCUCGAAAGAGAAUGGAUAGUAGGAAAUUCAUUUUAGAACGUAAAGUUUUAAAGAGACCUGAGAGAGAGAAAGUCCGGUUUGGUCAGGAAAAUCGUAGCGUUAUUAAACUCAAUCGACAAACAUACUCGUUUUCGAGUUCACAUAAAUUGAUUUAUAUUCCGAACUCCCUGUUUCAUACUUUGAGUACGUGUCGAAUUUAAAGAGCUAGAACAAACAUCAGCAUGAAGAGAAAAAAAAAAUUAAAUAAAUGCGCCCAACGUGGGGCUCGAACCCACGACCCUGAGAUUAAGAGUCUCAUGCUCUACCGACUGAGCUAGCCGGGCGCUGUUGUGCUGGCAAAAUGCGGCAGAAUUAUAGGAUCUUCAAUCUCAAAUAAUUAACUGGACUACAGUUUCUUCGAAAGUACCCGAUCCUAUAAUCCUGCCUCACCUUACCAAAAGUUCUGUCUAUGUCUCCUUUCAUUGCAAGCAUGCACAAAGAAGCAACCAUAAAAGAAGGAUCAAAAUAUCAUUUAAGCAAGUUAUUCAGCACAUUCCUUCACUUGUACAAAAUAAAGUAGUGGCCGAAGGAAAAAGAUGGACGCCCAACGUGGGGCUCGAACCCACGACCCUGAGAUUAAGAGUCUCAUGCUCUACCGACUGAGCUAGCCGGGCGCUGUUAGUAAGGAAUGCCGACAAUAGCUGGCAGUAGACAACACUACCAAAAAACAAUACGGUUGAACAAGAAGCCGUAAUCAGAAACGAUGACCGAUUGAAAAAGUCAAAUGGGUUAUUUUUGUGGAAAAAAUUGCACCAUCGCGAGUAACACGUGCUCAAUUUUUGUGAGGACACCACGCUGAGGAAAAACAAACAUCGCAUGGCGUCGAAAAUUACCUUGGCUCAAACGACAGUUUGUAUAUUAUUUAAAUAAUAAACAUUCAUGAUUAUUUUAAACUCCUUCAGACGGCGGGUACGGUGAGUGGUCCGACUGGGGUGUUUGUGACAGAUCAUGUGGAGGAGGUGCUCAAGUGCGAACUCGUCUCUGUAACAGGCCCGUUCCCAGUAGGGGCGGAAAGAUGUGUCAUUCAUUAGGCCCAGCUAUUCAAGUACGGCGCUGCAAUCGCAAAGACUGCCCAGGUAACUUAUAAGUCAAUAAAAAUCCCUGAUUUUAAAGGAAAUUGGUCGUUAUAUCGGUUUUAGAGGAUUAACACUUACUAUACAUCUGCAUAAAAGUAUCGGUUUCAUCCGCUUACCUCAAGUUAUUCAUGUUAUAUCUUCAUGACUGUUUGCAUAUUUGUUGAUCUCUGUUGACCUUUGUUUACUCCAAGCUUUGCACUCAUCUACGGCCAUAGAGUGCUCAUUUUUACGUCAAGACAAGCCACCUAAAUAUUUUGCCGUCGAAGAACAUAAGAUUAGGUAUUUCUCUAAAGCUUAAUGUACUUGUUAGAACUUAUCUACUUAAACAAUUUCUUCAUGUACUGUUUUUAUUUUUAAGUGCGUGCACGGACGACACGCCACGGCGAUUUGCAAUACAAAACCUCGUUUGUUUAAGAGGUCAGAACGAACUGUUAACGCUUACUCUGUUAUAAACUUACCUUUAUACGUACUUCUGCCUUUCAAAGAGCAGAAAUUUCGCUUAAAAUCCCCUCAAAUUGUUAAUUUUUCGCGAACAUAUUUUUCAACUGACUCAAAUGACUGACACGAGCGAUGCGCUGUUUAAUUUUGGCGCGAAAUUUUAAUUUCCGGUUCUUAAAUGGCUUCCUUUGAGGAAAUAGGUAAGAAAUGUUAUCGAAUGUCACGAAGUCCACUACCAUGACUUCCCCAAUGAUAAAAGUUCCUUGUAUUUUCAGUCACUAAAAUAUAUGUAAUUUUAUUAAACAGUCGGAUAUAUUCCUAGGCUCGUAUUAAAUGCCCUAACGGAAAACGUAAAACUUAACUAUAUGAUGGAUUUCCGAGAUCCCCAAAAAAAUCAAAACGAAAAGCAUUAUAAAAAAGCACUGGCACAUUGUAAUGAUGCGCCACAUGAACGUAUGCCACCCACGGUCCUUUUAUUUAUUUAUUUAUUUUUUAAAUUUUCCACGCUAUACCCAAUACCAUACCGAUGAUUCCUCCUUGAAGCGAAGCGCAGUCGGAGUUCCCGGAGGGGGCGGGUUAGUCAACUUAGCCUCACUUUGUUUUGAGAUUCUCCUUUUUUGCUUGAGGGAAUAUUCGCUCUUCUUUAUAAAUGACUUUUUUUACUAAAUAUGCUCAAUUUAAGGAUUAGACGGUUGCCGAUUUUGUAAGCGCAAGUUUUAAGCAUCCGGGUCGCUUAUUCACGCCUACCCCUCCCCCCACGACACAUGUAUGCCCGACCAGGGAACCGUUUCUCGAAAGUCCCGGUAACUUUUCGGGCCCGGAAAGCUGUUUUAUGUUUGCCGUGUUUGCAUUUAAGGUCAAAAUUUCAAUAAUUUUGAAAAUGAUAGAAAUGAAACAAUCAGUUAACGAAGCAAAACUGACUGGUUUGUGUGCUAGGGACUGUGCUACUAUUCAACAGGAUCCAACAGGUUUUGAUUUGAAAAUUUGCCUUCGGACCCGAAAAGAUGCUAGACUACGAGAUGUCCCCCAUUUUUCCUCAGGGAUAGUAGAGCGAGCGAAACGCGAGCGCGUGAAAAUCACGCGCGCUUGCGUUUCUCUCGCUCUACUAUCCCUGAGGACAAAUGAGGGACUACUCAUAUGUCUAAACGGUUGCCGGGUUAUAAUAAUAAAUGAUGUUGGUGAUGAUAAUGAUGAUGAUGAUGAUGAUGAUGCUUGUGAUGAUGUUGCUUAUAUGAUGAUAAUGAUGAUGACAGACAACUCAUGGAAAAAUUCUUUCUUUACUUGCAAAGUUGAUGGAGGUUACAGCCCAUGGAGCGAGUUUGGUCUUUGCUCAAAAUCGUGCGGAACAGGAGGACUCCAGAAGCGCUAUAGGACAUGUUCAAACCCCGCUCCUAUGAACGGCGGAAAGCCCUGUUUUGGACAUCCUUAUCAAACUAGAGUUUGCUCAGUAAUACCUUGCCCAGGUACUAAAAGUAAUAUCAAAUAGGCCAUCUCCGAGUUCCAAAAACUCUCAUUUUCAAAACCAGGCUAACUGCAAAAACUUUUCUUGUAAAAAUGAGUUUCAUUUUAGAGGGAAUGAAAACCCAUUUUCAUAUCAUUCAAUGGCUUCGCACUUAGCCUCGCCUUGAAACAGAGGCCUGGGGCAAAUAGGAAUGGCUAAUUAGGAAAGCUAUAUCUUCCCGAGAUGAAGGAAUGUAGGCUCCGGGGCUCCCCUGCAACAAAUCUAAUGACCGCGCAUUUCCAGCAGACCCUAUGAACCUCAUUGCUUUUCCAGGGUUUUAACGCAAUUUCCAAAUUACAACUAAACAGCUACAUGUUUAAAGAUACUAAGUACCUCACUAGCCUGUGUAUAGACCUCCCUCCUCUCAGGAAAAAUCGGAAAAGGGGCGCUUCUCCGAUUUUUCCUGAGGGGAAGGGGGGAGGGGUCUGUACACUGGCUAGUACCUGACCAUCUAGAUGGCUAGAUGUGUUUCCUUUUCCGAUCACUCGUCAUAACAAUGUGUCCCAUUCACAAUCUCGAAGCUGGCUCAUUCCCACAACACGAUGAAAGAGAUUUUAAAAAAAUUUAUUUCAAUUUACAGUUGAUGGAGGAUACAGUAUGUGGUCUCCAUGGUUACCGUGCGAUGCAGACUGUGGAGGGGGGAUACAAGAGAGAAGCCGUUUCUGUAAUAACCCAGUUCCCCAACCAGGGGGAAAAGACUGCAGUAUCUUAGGUUCCAAUAAGGAAACACAAUUUUGCAACGUGUUUCCUUGUAGUGGUAAUUUUUAG
This is a messenger RNA of Porites evermanni, 15722 nucleotides long. NCBI's taxonomy places the organism in Eukaryota, Metazoa, Cnidaria, Anthozoa, Scleractinia, Poritidae. The record is from the annotation of a GenBank genome assembly.